Colletotrichum karsti is the source of this 1605-nucleotide messenger RNA. Its product is annotated as cytochrome p450. Bases 1 to 1605 code for a protein of 534 amino acids. Gene Ontology annotation, molecular function: heme binding; iron ion binding; oxidoreductase activity, acting on paired donors, with incorporation or reduction of molecular oxygen. The transcript has 4 exons. The record is from RefSeq and is a predicted model, not a curated record. NCBI's taxonomy places the organism in Eukaryota, Fungi, Ascomycota, Sordariomycetes, Glomerellales, Glomerellaceae.
AUGUUUGGCGUGUCGAACUGGCUCAUCGCAGCCACCGUGGCUCUGGCCACGGCCAUCUACUGGAUCUUCAAGGCUUGCUACAUGCGCCUCAGGUUUAGAGGUCUCCCUCAACCGCCAAAGCACUCAUGGAUCUGGGGUCACACACCGAUCUGGGAGGAGGUCACAGCCAAACUUCCGGCGUUCACGCAUCCCCAAAAUGUCUACACUCUCAUCAACCAGACAUACAACCUCGGUGGCAUCUACUACGUUGACAUGUGGCCCUUCUACGAUUCGCAGAUGGUCAUCACAGACCCCGACGCGGCGCAGCUCGUCCUGACGACGAACCCGUACCCGAAGCACCCGAGUAUUGAGAGGUUCCUCCGUCCCUUCACCGGAAAGGACAGUAUCGCCGCCUCCAACGGCGAGAGGUGGAAGUACAACCACCGCAUGGUCGGCUCCGGCUUCACGCCGACUUACGUGAAGCCCAUGUCCGGUAUGAUUUCGGAGCAGGUGCUCAUCUUCCACGAGCGUCUCCGUGCCUUCGCCGAGAAGGACGAGGCGUUCAACAUGGAAGAGGAAGCCGCGAAGACCAUCUUCGACGUCAUCGGAAAGGUCGUCUUCGGAUUCUCUCUGGAGGCGCAAAGGACCGGGUCUCCUCUGUUGGAGGACUUGAGAGCAUCGAUCAACCCCGCUACGACUUUCAUUAGCACGCGUAACCCCUGGAAGAAGCGCAAGGCCGAGCAGGGUCUGCAGGCUCUCAAGGACCGUGUCAGGAAGACUUUGGCUGAUGAGAUGCAUGAGCGGUUGAGGAUCUUGCAGGAUGAGAAGGAACUUCCCAGCAGAAGACAGGUUAAGAGUGUUCUGGACCGCAUCGUUCUCGACAGAAUCCAAAGUGGACCUGGCGCGACUCUUGAUGAUGACUUCAUUGACACCGCUGUCACCAACCUCAAGGCUCUGCUUCUCGGCGGACACGGCACCACGACCGACACCUUCACCUGGGUCACCAUGUUUCUUUCCAUCUACCCCGACAUCGUCGAGCGCAUGCGCAAGGAACACGACGAGCACUUCGACGCCGACCUCGACAAGACGGUCGAGAUGCUCGUCGCGAACCCGAACAAGACCAACGACAUGGAAUUCACAAACGCCGUCAUCAAGGAGACCCUCCGCUUCUUCCCGAUCGGCUUCACGAUCCGCCAGGCGCCCAAGGGCGUCACCCACCUCGACUGGAACGGCCGCCGCUGGCCCGUCAAGAACUUCAUGGUCAUCCCCUGCGCGCACUCGACGCACCUGGACCCCAAGGUCUGGGGCGAGGACUCCAAGAGCUUCAGGCCCGACCGCUUCCUCGGAGAGGAGGCCAAGGAGCAGCACCGUUUUGCCUGGAGGCCUUUCGAGCGCGGACCCCGCGCGUGUAUUGCGCAGGACCUGGCUAUGGACGAGCUGCGUAUCAUGUUGCUCUUGACCGUUAGGUGGUUCGACUUUGAGACGAUUGUCAACGGCACUACGCAGAGAGUCCCGUACAUGGACAUUGAUGAGAAGGUUGGCGAUUUGGCGUUCCAGAUGGUUGGUAUGGAGGCGCGGCCGAGACAUGACAUGAAGAUGAAGGUUAAGCUGCGUGAGAGAAAGUAA